AUGCAGCAGGAGCAUUUGUUCAAAGUUCUCGUUAUAGGCGACCUUGGGGUCGGGAAAACGUCAAUCAUCAAGCGUUAUGUCCAUCAGAUAUUUUCUCAACAUUAUCGCGCAACUAUUGGUGUCGAUUUUGCGCUCAAAGUUCUGCACUGGGACAGUGACACCGUUAUACGACUACAGCUUUGGGAUAUUGCCGGACAAGAACGCUAUGGAAAUAUGACUCGUGUGUAUUAUCGGGAGGCAGUGGGAGCUCUGGUGGUGUUUGACGUGACCCGCGCCUCCACAUUUGAUGCCGUGCUCAAGUGGAAGGACGAUCUGGACACUAAGGUCACCCUGAGUCAUGGCAAACCUGUCCCAGCUGUGCUGCUGGCCAACAAGUCCGAUCAAGUCUGCUCCCAGCAGCCCAGACUGGACACGUUCUGUCGGGAAAAUGGAUUUGUGGGAUGGUUUGAGACCUCAGCCAAGGAGAACACUAACAUUGAAGCGGCAGCGAGAUGUCUGGUUGAACAUAUCCUGGCCAAUGAAGAGAGUACAGUCUUGGAUUCAGACCCAGAUGUGCAGGUUCUGCCUGGGUUCAACAACAGCGUUAAAGAAAGAGUUCGCUGUGGAUCAUGUAACAAAUUCUGA
Molecule: messenger RNA, 624 nt
Organism: Salvelinus namaycush (lake trout)
Lineage: Eukaryota; Metazoa; Chordata; Actinopteri; Salmoniformes; Salmonidae
Gene: rab38c
Product: RAB38c, member of RAS oncogene family
Exons: 3
Coding region: 1-624 (207 amino acids)
Biological process (GO): endosome to lysosome transport; phagosome-lysosome fusion
Cellular component (GO): late endosome; Golgi apparatus; phagocytic vesicle
Molecular function (GO): GTP binding; GTPase activity
Source: RefSeq, a predicted model, not a curated record